Molecule: messenger RNA, 1326 nt
Organism: Podospora anserina S mat+
Lineage: Eukaryota; Fungi; Ascomycota; Sordariomycetes; Sordariales; Podosporaceae
Exons: 3
Coding region: 1-1326 (441 amino acids)
Biological process (GO): glycolytic process
Cellular component (GO): phosphopyruvate hydratase complex
Molecular function (GO): phosphopyruvate hydratase activity; magnesium ion binding
Source: RefSeq, a predicted model, not a curated record
AUGGGUAUCACCAAGGUUCACGCUCGUUACGUCUACGACUCUCGUGGCAACCCCACCGUCGAGGUCGAUGUCGUGACCGAGGAGACUGGCCUCGCCCGCGCCAUCGUGCCAUCUGGUGCCUCCACCGGUCAGCACGAGGCUUGCGAGCUCCGUGACGGCGACAAGACCCACUGGGCUGGCAAGGGUGUUCUCCAGGCCGUCAAGAACGUCAACGAGGUCAUUGGCCCCGCGCUCAUCAAGGAGAAGAUUGACGUCAAGGACCAGAGCAAGGUCGACGAGUUCCUCCUCAAGCUCGACGGUACCCCCAACAAGACCAAGCUCGGUGCCAACGCCAUUCUCGGUGUCAGUUUGGCUGUCGCCAAGGCCGGUGCUGCCGAGAAGGGUGUCCCUCUCUACGCUCACGUCUCCGACCUUGCCGGCACCAAGAAGCCCUAUGUCCUCCCCGUUCCCUUCAUGAACGUCCUCAACGGCGGUUCCCACGCCGGUGGCCGUCUUGCCUUCCAAGAGUUCAUGAUCGUUCCUUCCGCCGCCCCCUCUUUCUCCGAGGCCAUGCGCCAGGGUGCUGAGGUGUACCAGAAGCUCAAGGGCCUCGCCAAGAAGAAGUACGGCCAGUCCGCUGGCAACGUCGGUGACGAGGGUGGUGUUGCUCCCGAUAUCCAGAGCGCCGAGGAGGCCCUCGAGCUCAUCACCGAGGCCAUUGAGGCCGCUGGCUACACUGGCCAGAUCAAGAUCGCCAUGGAUGUCGCCUCCAGCGAGUUCUACAAGGAGGACGCCAAGAAGUACGAUCUCGACUUCAAGAACCCCGAGAGCGACCCCUCCAAGUGGCUCACCUACGAGGAGUUGGCUGCCCUCUACUCCGACCUUUGCAAGAAGUACCCCAUCGUCUCCAUCGAGGACCCCUUCGCUGAGGAUGACUGGGAGGCCUGGAGCUACUUCUACAAGACCCAGGGCGAGUCCAUCCAGAUCGUUGCUGACGACUUAACCGUCACCAACCCUCUCCGCAUCAAGAAGGCCAUUGAGCUCAAGGCUUCCAACGCCCUUCUCCUCAAGGUCAACCAGAUCGGUACCCUUACCGAGUCCAUCCAGGCCGCCAAGGACUCCUAUGCCGAUGGCUGGGGCGUCAUGGUUUCUCAUCGCUCUGGUGAGACCGAGGAUGUCACCAUCGCCGACAUUGCCGUCGGUAUCCGCUCCGGCGAGAUCAAGACCGGCGCUCCCUGCAGAUCGGAGCGCCUGGCCAAGCUUAACCAGAUUCUCCGCAUCGAGGAGGAGCUUGGCGAGAACGCCGUGUAUGCCGGCGAGAACUUCCGCAAGUCCAUCAACUUGUAA